Molecule: messenger RNA, 2736 nt
Organism: Oncorhynchus mykiss (rainbow trout)
Lineage: Eukaryota; Metazoa; Chordata; Actinopteri; Salmoniformes; Salmonidae
Source: RefSeq, a predicted model, not a curated record
GCGUCCGCCUCUUCUAAACACAUGACUUGAAGUACUCGGAGUUAGAUAGACCGUAGCUCUGAAAUUGCGUUUCAUUUUUAAGAUUUAUUCCAUCCAUUUUCCGGUACGGUGCAAAAAUGAAGUUCGGUUGUUUAUUCGCGGUGUUGUGUCUCGCAGUCGGGGCGAUUGCAGGAAAGUAUUCUCGAGAAAUGAACGAUCAGAAACCGUCCGUGGACGGUAAGAGCACGGUGGAAUUUAGGAUAGCUAAACUCAACCAGGUGUGGGAGAAAGCGACCAGGAUGCAGUUGCCCCCAGUGCGUCAGGCAGAGCUCCACAGUGAUCUGAAGAUCCAGGAGAAAGAUGAAUUACAGUGGAAGAAGUCUAAGGCAGAAGGGAUGGAUGAGAAUGGAGAGAGAGAGGCCAAGCUACGACGUGGCUUCAACGUGAUCCUGGCUAAGUAUGGGAUGGAUGGGAAGAAGGACACCAGACCUCUAGAAUCUAACAACCUGAAGGACCAUGACAUCAGAGAAGGAGACAUGUUUGAUGACCCCAGACUGGACAAACUGUGGAAUAAGGCUAAGAGUUCUGGUAAGUUCUCAGAGGAGGAGAUGCAGAGUCUGAAGAGGGAGUUUCAACACCACAAGGACAAGAUCAGCGAGUACAACAUCGUCAUGGAUACCGUCAGCCGCACGGAGGAGAUCCAUAAGAAUGUGAUCUCUCCAUUAGAAGGGGAAGUUAAACAACAUGUCCUGCAUCAGAAACACACCGACCUGAAGGACAAGAUGAGGGAUCUGAACCAGGGCUUUGAACGCCUGAGGAAACUCAGCCACGAAGGCUUCAGCGAGGACAGCGAGUUUAAAGAGCCCAGGGUGAAAGAGCUGUGGGAGAUGGCACAGAGAGCCAACCUGACUGGGGAUGAACUGGACUCGCUCAAGGAGGAACUGAAGCACUUUGAGACCAAGGUAGAGAAGCACAGCCACUACCAGGAACAGUUGGAGUUAUCCCACCAGAAGCUGAGACAUGUAGAAGCUCUAGGAGACAACGACCACAUCCUGAGAAACCAGGAGAGAUACAAUAACCUGGCCGAGAAGACCAGAGAGAUGGGAUACAAGAUGAAGAAGCACAUGCAGGAUUUAACCAGCAAGAUCUCCCGUAAAGGACUGGACCGUAACGAACUGUAAGGGGUUACUCAGACGAGGCCCUGGGGGGGGGGGGGACAGAAGGCCCUGGGGGGGAGGGGGGGGGGCAGAAGGCUGUGUGUUUUCAACAUCGGGACUCGAAACAACAAAUUAAGUCUUGCUUCGUGUUUUUCUUGCCACAGUGGUUCAGAGUGGCGAUGCUGCUGUCAUGACAACCCUACGAUGAACUGCUAAUCUGCCCGUCUAUAUAUAUAUACACACACACACACACACUUCCGUCCACAUCGCUCUUUUGUAGACUACUUUUAAUGAAAUCAGUGUUUUUCCGCGUAAAUCUCAUUUGUGAUCAUGUUCCAUUUGAAUAAUGAUGAGCCUGCUUCUAAUCUCAAAUGGCACCCUAUUCCCUACAUAGUGCACUACGUUUGACCAGGGGCCCUAUGGAAGUAGUGCACUGUGUCGGGAAUAGGGUACCAUUUGGGAUGGAGAACGUGUCUUUCAGUGCCACUACUUGUUUUGUGUAAAUAUGUGUAUAUAUAUACCUACUGUAGGUACAUCUGAUUAUGCCCGUGUAUCAAAUGUCACCCUAUUCCCUACAUAGUGCACUACUUUAGACCAGAGCCCCCUGUACGUUCUUGAUCAAACACCUACUAACUUUGAUCAAGAGUUUUAUUCUGAAAGUAUUUGAGACGACCACAUAUUACCACCAUCGAACCUUUUCUAGGGAAAUAGCUGCGUCGCCGUAGUAACGCGCGGUAUCAGUGGAGUUGACGACGACGUCGCCGUAGUAACGCGCGGUAUCAGUGGAUUUGACGACGUCGCCGUAGUAACGCGCGGUAUCAGUGGAUUUGACGACAUCGCCGUAGUAACGCGCGGUAUCAGUGGAUUUGACGACAUCGCCAUGGUAACACAUAGGAUCAUUGGUAUAUCAGAAAAUCUCAAGAACUCCUCCGUGACCUUUGGCCUAAUGGUGAAAUCCCCGAGCGGUUUCCAUCCUCUCUGGCAACUCGGUUAGGACGGACGCCUGAAUCUUUUGCAGUGACUUGGUGUGUUGAUAUUCAAUGUCUGCUUUCAGCGUUUUAUUCAUCUACCAAAAUAUGGUGCCCUUCUUUUUGCGAGGUUAUUGUAAAACCUCUCUGGUCUUUUGUGGUUGAAAUUCACAGCUCGAUUUGAAGGACCUUACAAUUAUCUGUAUGUGUGAUGAGGUAAGUCAUUCAACAGUCAUGUUGAACACUGUCCUUGCAGACAGAGUGAGUCCUUGUAACUGAUGUGGCUUUAAGUACAUAUUUACUACGGCACUUAAUUGGCCUUGUUAUAACAAUGGGGUUGAAUACUUGACUCAUGAACAUUUCAGAUUUUCAAUUUAUUUGUCAAAAUAAUAAUCUAAAAAUAUAACUUUGACAUGAUGGGAGUAUUGUGUGUAGGCCCAGUGGAGAAAAUAUAAUAAUCUAAACUGAAUCCAUUUUAAAUUAAAGCUGUAACACAAGGGGCUGUAUUAACCAAUCAGAGAGUUACUGAGAGAACCAGUGUCGUGAUUGUAAAUCGAUGUUAACAGUCUUUGAACCAGUCUUAUUGGCCCAUGUGGGCGGGGCAUCCUGAAGAUGCAAAACACUGUAACAAA